CUUCUCUACUAGGGGUGAGUCUGAGGAUUUUCUUGUCGCUUUAAUUAGUUCUUUUCUUCUUCCCCCCUUUUUCUUUUUUUUUUUUUUUACUGCCUGUUUGGAGGGGGUUAAAAUAGCCCUGGGUCCAGACAGGGGCGAUCAGUCUCCUAUUGAGUGGUUUUAGUACAAGGGAGUGGAGAGAGGAGGAAAAAAAAAAGGAAGGAACUUAAAGGGGGCCGAGUCACUUUGGAUAAGGUAUUAAGGGCUUUUGGAGCAAGAAGCAUUGAGCGCGGCGCUACAGGCUCGGUACAUGAGUACAGGUUUAUAGGCUCGACUUUCUACUGGCAUAACCCGCUGCCUUCUCCUCUGCCAGGAAGAGCCCCGCUUGGGAUCCACUCCCCUGGCCAUGUUGGCCGCCACCUGUAACAAGAUCGGCAGCCCCAGCCCUUCCCCGUCCUCCCUGUCGGACACGUCUGGCUCGUUUGGGAAGGGCUUUCACCCAUGGAAACGCUCAUCCUCCACCUCCAGCAGCUGCACUCUGGCUUCAGGCUCUCUCUCCGGCUUCAGUGUUGGGGGCUCGUCCAGAAGCGCAAACGGAUCCUCGUCCUCCAGUGCUGCAGCGGCGGCGGCUGCUGCGGCUGCGGCUGCCGCGGCGGCUGCCCUAGUUUCGGACUCUUUCAGCUGCGGAGGCUCCCCCGGGUCCAGCGCCUUCUCACUCACCUCUGGAGGAAGCGGCGGUAGUGGAGGCGGAGGGAGCAGCGGAUCAAUGUCAGCCGCCUCCCCCUUUGCUAACGAGUACUCUGUGUUCCCGGUAAGCGGGGGGUCCCAAGAGGCAGCGGCGGCGGCAGCAGCUGCAGCGGCGGCGGCAGCAGCAGCCGCUUCCCACCAUCAGCCGGUGUUCUUGUCCAAGGUUCACGCUUCAGUAGACGGACUGCAGAGUAUCUACCCCCGGGUGGGCAUGGCGCACCCCUACGAGUCCUGGUUCAAACCCUCGCACCCCGGGGAAGUGAGUGCGGCUGCGGCCGGAGGGGCCUCCAGCUGGUGGGAAGUUGGAGCCGGCUGGAUCGAUGUGCAAAGUCCAGGGGCCGGUGCCGCUCUCCAUCCCGGGGCUCUGCAGGGCUCCCUCCACUCCCCUCUGGGGGGAUAUGGCACGGACUACAGUGCGGCCGGACUGGGACACUUCAGUACUGGAGGCGGCGGUGGUGUUGGAAGCGGAGGGGGAGCGGCCGGGACAGGCAGCGGUGGUGGUGGAGGGGGCAGCCACUUACUGAGCCCUGGAGGGCAGCACUUGAUGGACGGAUUUAAACCUGUCAUUGGACCUGGCUCCUACCCUGACCCAUCCUCCUCCCCUUUAUCUGCGGGCUCCAUGUUGGCACCUACCGGGCCCCUGGGGGGGUCUCCACGCUCCUCAGCCCGUCGCUACUCGGGCAGAGCCACCUGUGACUGCCCCAACUGUCAGGAAGCCGAGAGGUUGGGUCCCGCCGGGGCCAGUCUGAGAAGGAAAGGCUUGCACAGCUGUCACAUCCCGGGCUGCGGCAAAGUCUACGGCAAAACGUCGCAUCUAAAAGCGCACUUGCGCUGGCACACCGGGGAGCGGCCCUUCGUCUGCAACUGGCUUUUCUGCGGCAAGAGAUUCACUCGCUCAGACGAGCUGCAGAGGCACCUGCGCACCCACACCGGGGAGAAGCGCUUCGCCUGCCCUGUCUGCAACAAGCGAUUCAUGCGCAGCGACCACCUCAGCAAACACGUCAAAACUCACAGUGUCGGGGGAGGAAGCACAGGCUCUACAGGACCAGGCAGCGGCAGCAAGAAGGGCAGCGACACCGACAGCGAGCACAGCCCCUCCACUAGCCCCACCUGCCACUCCCCGGACCUCCUGCACCCCCCUGACCGCAAUGGCUUGGAGUAAAGUCCCCCCAGUAGCCCCGGACACUCAGUGGCCACUGUAUAAGGCCACGGACUUGCCACUAACUCUCAUUCUUCCCCCGCAGCUUGACUCCUUUCUUGCACAAAUGAGCCCCACUUAGCACAUCAAAAAAGUCGUUUUCAAGGAUUUGUCCAAAAUUGUGGAAACUAAUUCCCCCCACACCCUCCCUGCUUUGUUCAAGGGGACAAGAAGGUGACUAAUAAGGACAAGUUCUCUGCUGUGUGGGGGGCUGUGGGGGGCUGCUGGGUGGCAUCAGGUGGCCACUACUAAUGCAUUUACUAAAACUAUAUACUAUACCCACCCUGCAGUCUCAACCAAUGUUUGAAUGGAGCCUGGAAAUGCCACAUUAUAUUGUGUGUGUGCCCUGUUGUGCAGCAAGCCUUGCAAAGUUCUAUGAAAUGGUUCAGUUGCAGCAAUUUCCAUUCAGCUGCGAUUCUGUCGCCCUGUCGCAAGCAGGAAGCCAGAUCAGUCUAGGAAAACCUCAUAUCCUGAUAUUAAAGUCCCAUGUAAAAUGCACUUGAUCCUUCAGAGAGAACUGUAAAUACUUUCCCCUAUCAGCCUCACUCUUUAACCCUGUGAGUGCCAGAGGUAGCUGCUCAAUGAUACUGACUUGGGCGACUCAUAGAUCAGACUUUCUACUUUCUGUACUCGUUUCUCUUUCAGACACAUUGGGAUGUUCCUAAAUAGGACUAAACAAUGUUAUUUACUUGUGCUUCACUUUUCCUCCUAUCAUAUCUGAACUGAGAAGAACCCCUUGUAUUUUUACACUUUCUAUCUGUUUUCCAAGAAGGUGCUCACAUUUGCUUAAUGUAGUUCACUUUUUUUGGUUAUAAAAAAUAAUAAUAACCCCCCUCCCCCACCCUCACUUUCCCUGUCCUGGGCAUAGAGUUUAUUUUGCAGGUUCUUGCCCAGCAACCAUCAAAUUAAAUUAUAAAUAAUAACGAUAAAAUAAAAAAAAUAAUCUAAUAGCUGUGGAAAUUCGUCUCUUUUAAAAGGCUGCCUUCAAAAUGUGAGGGGAACCCAUCUGUAUAGUAUUUUUCUUGUACAUAAAUCGCAGUAAAUAUUUGAAAUAUAUAUAUAGAAGAGCAACAGUUUUCUUUUUGUCACCACAACGAAAUACAUCGAGUUAUUGUUACAGCUAACUGAAGUUUAUUUUAUUUUAUUUUGGUUAAUUCGUCCCUUGAAGUGUUUCUAAAACAAAACAAAAAAAUCACUUUGAGGAGUUUUAGUUUUGCUUGAGUAUGAAUUUUAGAUAGGAAUAAUCUUUAGGGGAAAUUGCAAAGCGAUGUUUGAUUAAUGUUGAAUGCCAUUUUAUUUAAUGGAGCAUGUUGUUUGCCAUUGCUGGUAUAGCUAAAGUAACAGUCCUCCUCUGAUUUCAUUACAAGUGACAACCCCCAAAUACUCACAUGCUCAUUAUACUGUAGGUGGCCUGUGUAUUUCUUGCUAAUGUCAAAUUAAAAAAAAAAAGUAAAGAAAAAAAAUGUUAAAAAUAAUGAUGAAUAAAAAACAAAACAAAAAAAAACACAGAAUAUUAAACAGCCACUGACAAGAAGAUAUCCAUAGUUUGCAGAAGCUGCAGACUGUUUUUUCUCCUCUUGUUGUAAUGUUGAAAUAAUUUGGAUAUUUCACAUUGAAAUGAAAAAAAAAAAAAAGCCUUUCGCUGGGACGUUUUAAGAUUGCAUUAUAAAUGCAUGAAGUGUAAUUGGUUUUAUUUGUAAUAUUUUAAAUAAUGGUAUUAAUAAACGCUGGAAAGAAAA
Molecule: messenger RNA, 3663 nt
Organism: Xenopus laevis (African clawed frog)
Lineage: Eukaryota; Metazoa; Chordata; Amphibia; Anura; Pipidae
Gene: sp8.L
Product: Sp8 transcription factor L homeolog
Biological process (GO): regulation of transcription by RNA polymerase II
Cellular component (GO): nucleus
Molecular function (GO): RNA polymerase II cis-regulatory region sequence-specific DNA binding; DNA-binding transcription factor activity, RNA polymerase II-specific
Source: RefSeq, marked provisional